AUGGAAACGGCGUCUGAAACCGAUGGUGAAGGCUGUAACUUUAUACUAAAGAUGGUGCCUCUUACUGACGAUGCCGGCGAAAGAUCUGGGUAUGUACCACGUCAACGGUCCGAUGCUGGAAAUCAUGAAUAUUAUGCCAAAGGACAAAGGGGUAGGUGCGUUCCACAAGCUCUCCUUGUUGCUCCUACUAAGUUGCCAAAACGAAGUCAGCAAAUGAUUCAUUGCACCAUUAUUAUGAGGGCGGGAGAAUGGCAGCAAUACGCAACUCGCCACCAAUCUGACUGA
Messenger RNA from Protopolystoma xenopodis, 285 nucleotides. Lineage: Eukaryota; Metazoa; Platyhelminthes; Monogenea; Polystomatidea; Polystomatidae. The record is from the annotation of a GenBank genome assembly.